GGGGGCGGGCAGACAUGGUGACACGAUGCCGCGGGUGCGUCCCGGGACAUACAGGAUGUAACACACGGAGCUACAAACAAGACCUUUGGUCCAAUUUCACCACUCCAAACCGGUCUCCGCGUUGUCCUGCCCCCUGCUGGUGUCCCUACCCCCAGUCCCUCCCUGCUCGCUGUAUCCCCGCACCUCCCCCUGCCCCUCAUCCUGCAGGAGCUCCCUGAGUGGCCGCUGUCUUUCUCCUGCCGCUGCCAGCAUGCCCUCUUUCUCCGUGCGUGUCCUGGGGCCAUGCUCCCGGGCUGUUAGAGCAUGGGUGCAGUCACAGCAGGUAAGCAGCCGACAGGCGCAUGCUCUUCGGGUCCUGAGUGGGCAAAUAGAGCGACUUCCCCCUGCUGUCCGAGAAUUCGUAAUAAGAGGAGCAGAAUUGUGUGAACCCCAAAACAUCCAUAUAUGUGAUGGAACUACUGAGGAAAACGACACCAUCCUGACUGUGUUACAACAAGAGGGUAUGAUAAAGAAACUGCACAAGUACCAAAACUGCUGGUUGGCAAGAACUGACCCAAAGGAUGUUGCUCGGGUUGAGAGCAAGACAGUCAUAAUUACUACGGACAAGCGGGAUACUGUUCCAAUUCCUGCAGACGGAGCAAAGGGACAGCUGGGUAACUGGAUGUCCCCCGGAGACUUUGAAAGAGCUAAGAAUGACAGGUUCCCUGGUUGUAUGAAAGGUCGUACAAUGUAUGUAUUACCAUUCAGCAUGGGCCCAGUUGGCUCCCCUCUGUCAAAAUAUGGGGUUCAGCUCACAGAUUCCCCAUAUGUAGUUGCCAGCAUGCGUAUCAUGACACGUAUGGGGACACCAGUUUUGGACGCACUGGGAGAUGGUGACUUCGUGAAAUGUCUGCACUCUGUGGGGCAACCACUUCCCCUGAAGGCACCCCUGGUGAACUCUUGGCCUUGUAACCCUGAAAAGACACUCAUUGCCCAUGUUCCUGAUAACCGUGAGAUUGUCUCUUUUGGCAGUGGAUAUGGAGGAAAUUCUCUCUUGGGAAAAAAAUGCUUUGCUCUGCGCAUAGCCUCCAGAAUUGCCAAGGAUGAGGGCUGGUUGGCUGAGCAUAUGCUGAUUUUGGGUAUCACAAACCCAGCUGGACGUAAGAGAUACGUUGCUGCUGCCUUCCCGAGUGCCUGUGGAAAAACAAACCUUGCAAUGAUGCGGCCAGCUUUGCCGGGCUGGAAAGUACAAUGUGUGGGAGAUGACAUUGCCUGGAUGAAAUUUGAUAGUGAAGGACGUCUUCGGGCUAUUAACCCAGAAAAUGGCUUUUUUGGUGUUGCUCCUGGAACCUCUGUAAAAACAAAUCCCAAUGCACUACUUACAGCGGAAAGGAACACCAUCUUCACCAAUGUGGCAGAGACUAGUGAUGGGGGUGUAUACUGGGAAGGAUUAGAUCAGGAGCUUCCACCUGGCGUGACUGUCACAUCCUGGCUAGGAAAACCUUGGCAGAAAGGAGAUAAAGAUCCCUGUGCACACCCAAAUUCACGUUUCUGUGCCCCUGCUGCUCAGUGCCCUAUUAUGGAUGAGGCUUGGGAGUCACCAGAGGGUGUACCCAUAGAUGCUAUUAUCUUUGGUGGUAGAAGGCCUGAGGGUGUACCUCUGGUCUACGAGAGCUUCAACUGGAACCAUGGGGUGUUUGUUGGAGCUGCCAUGAGGUCUGAGGCUACUGCAGCUGCAGAACACAAAGGCAAAGUUAUCAUGCAUGAUCCUUUUGCAAUGAGACCAUUCUUUGGCUAUAAUUUCGGCCAUUACCUGUCUCACUGGCUGAGCCUGCAAAACAGGCCUGGACUACGUCUUCCCAAAAUCUUCCAUGUCAACUGGUUCCGAAAAGAUGACAAAGGACAAUUCUUAUGGCCAGGCUUUGGGGAGAAUUCCAGGGUACUAGAUUGGAUCUUCCGCAGAGUUGAAGGAGAGCAGAGUGCUCAACAUACACCUAUUGGCUAUCUUCCUGCUGAAGGGGCAUUAAAUCUAGAAGGGCUAGGUGGAGUAGACACAAACCAGCUGUUUUCCCUCCCAAAAGGAUUUUGGGAAAAAGAAGUGCAAGAAGUAGAAAAUUACCUAACAGAGCAAGUGACUGAUGACUUGCCUCCACAAAUUCUGCAGGAGCUUAAAGGUCUGGAGAGCAGGGUAAAACAGAUGUGAAGAGAUACAACAAGAGGACUGAAAAGCCAAAAAAGGGUGAGGUACUCUCCUCAAAAUCUAUGGUAAAUAAGUGCCUUCUAUCAAUUCAAGAAACCUGGCCUCAUGUGGAGCAUAUGUAGAGCAAGACUUGAGCAAAGAGUGAAAAUAUGCAAAUUAUUAAGUCAAAACUUUCAGGAAAGAUGUGUUAUUGUCCAGUGCAUUCUAAUCUGCCAAGUCCCAUUGGAAAUGACCUCAGGAAUUCUUUAUAUUUGUUUUUAGCCUGUCCAUUAUUUUUUAAUGCAACUAAAGUUGUUUUUUUUUU
Hyla sarda is the source of this 2483-nucleotide messenger RNA. It is a transcript of the gene PCK2, whose product is annotated as phosphoenolpyruvate carboxykinase 2, mitochondrial. The record is from RefSeq and is a predicted model, not a curated record. Gene Ontology annotation, molecular function: phosphoenolpyruvate carboxykinase (GTP) activity; manganese ion binding; GTP binding. Gene Ontology annotation, biological process: cellular response to dexamethasone stimulus; cellular response to glucose stimulus; gluconeogenesis. Lineage: Eukaryota; Metazoa; Chordata; Amphibia; Anura; Hylidae. The transcript is spliced from 10 exons. Gene Ontology annotation, cellular component: cytosol. The coding region runs from base 251 to 2182 and encodes 643 amino acids.